This is a messenger RNA of Acytostelium subglobosum LB1, 609 nucleotides long. RefSeq lists its product as hypothetical. The annotation marks the transcript as partial. The record is from RefSeq and is a predicted model, not a curated record. Gene Ontology annotation, biological process: regulation of transcription by RNA polymerase II. The transcript is spliced from 2 exons. NCBI's taxonomy places the organism in Eukaryota, Evosea, Eumycetozoa, Acytosteliales, Acytosteliaceae. Gene Ontology annotation, molecular function: transcription coregulator activity. Gene Ontology annotation, cellular component: mediator complex; core mediator complex.
AUAAUGAUGGAUGAUGACGAUACAGAUACAAUACAGAAUAGUGUAACAACACCUCUUACACAGACACCUCCUAUAACAAAUAAUAAUACAACAUCAUUGAAUAAUGUUGCAUCACCAACAGCAUCAGAUAUCAACAACAUCAACAACAACAAUGAUGAUACACAACAGUUGUCUGAAGAAGCCAACAAUCAAAGAUUUACAAUGGAGUUGGAGUUCAUUCAAUGUCUCUCCAAUCCAAGGUAUCUAAACUACUUGGCACAGAAUAGAUACUUCCAAGACAAGGCGUUUGUAAACUAUCUAAGUUAUUUACUAUAUUGGAAACAACCAGAGUAUGCCAAGUUCAUUGUUUAUCCUCAGAGUCUAUACUUCUUGGACCUGUUGCAACAGGAACGUUUCAGACAGGAGCUCAACCAUGCUCAGUCAACAGAGUUUAUACAUCAACAACAGUUCUAUCAUUGGCAAUACUAUCGAACCAAUAGAAUGUCUGCUGCAGUACAGAACACUGAUCAAUCAGAUAAGCAACAGACGACUGAUCAGCAGCAGCAGCAGGUUGAAGUUCAACCUGAACAACAACAACUACAACAACAGGUGGAUCAAGUGAUGGCCAAC